AUGGCAUCGAAAGUCUCUGCACCUCCCUCUAACAGUUCUGUUUGGAACAGGAAUGAAAAAACGGCGGAUGUUAGAAAUAAAAACAUACUAGCUGCAAAAGCGGUGGCGGAUUUGGUUAGAACCAGCCUGGGUCCUAAAGGAAUGGACAAAAUGAUACAAGACGGCAAAGGAGGAGUAAUAAUCACGAACGACGGAGCAACAAUAUUGAAAGAGUUGUCAUUGGUGCAUCCAACGGCAAAAAUGAUGGUGGAGCUGAGUAAGUCACAAGACAUAGAAGCAGGGGACGGAACGACGUCAGUGGUGGUAGUUUGCAAAGCACUGCUGGAAAUGGUGGAAAAUCUGCUGAAUCAAGGAAUACACCCGCAGACUAUCGCUGAUAGUAUGAUGCUGGCAGUGAAUAAGACGGAGGAGAUACUGGAGUCAAUAUCGAAGCCAAUAUCACUGGAAGACAGAGACCUGCUGAUCGACAUAGCAGGGAUAUCACUACAGUCAAAGGUUGUGUCACAAAACGCGUCACUGCUGGCGCCAAUUGCAGUGGAUAGCGUGCUGGGAGUAAUGGAGUCGCCUGAGUCCAAGAACGUGGACCUGAAGAACAUCAGAAUAGUCAAGAGCAUAGGAGGAACGAUCGAGGACACGGAAAUGGUGGACGGCCUGGUGUUCAGCGAGCAGAAGGCAGUGAAGACAGCAAGCGGCCCGACGAGAAUAGCGGACGCAAAGAUAGGACUGAUACAGUUCUGCCUAUCGACGCCGAAGACGGACAUGGACAACACGAUUGUAGUGAAGGACUACCAGUCAAUAGACAGAAUAAUGAGAGAAGAAAGGUUAAUAACGGCGAAGAUGGUAAAGCAGAUAGCACAAACAGGGUGCAACGUACUGCUGAUACAAAAGUCGAUACUGAGAGACGCAGUGACAGACCUGUCACUGGACUACCUGGCUAAGGCAAAAAUCAUGGUGAUUAAAGACAUAGAGAGAGAAGAUAUUGAGUUUAUAACGAAGACAAUAGGAUGCGAAGAAGUGGCAAGCAUCGACCACUUUACAGCAGAUAAACUGGGAACGGCAAAGCUGGUUGAGUCAAAAGUGGAAGGAAGUUCAAGAAUAGUGAAGAUAACAGGAGUUAACAUGAGGAAAACAGCGUCAGUGCUGAUAAGAGCAUCAAACGCACUGAUGUUAGAUGAAGCGGAAAGGUCACUGCACGACGCACUGUGCGUGGUGAGGUGUCUGGUGAAGAGACGCUCAAUCCUUCCGGGAGGAGGAGCUCCGGAGAUGGAAGUGUCGAACAAGCUGUCACAAUGGGCAAUGACGCUGGAAGGAGUGUCACAAGUGUGCGUGAAGGCGUUCGCAGAGGCACUGGAGAUCAUACCGUACACACUGGCAGAAAAUGCAGGACUCUACCCACUUAGCGUAAUCAGUGAGCUGAGAGCAAUACACGUGAAGGGAGGAAGCAACUACGGAAUCAACAUAAAGAAGAACGCAGUGUCGGACAUGCUCGAGGACAACAUAAUACAACCGCUCCUAGUGACACUCUCAGCAAUAAAGCUGGCGACUGAGAGCGUGCUGAUGAUACUGAAGAUCGACGACAUAGUACUCUGUAGAUAA
Molecule: messenger RNA, 1596 nt
Organism: Theileria orientalis strain Shintoku
Lineage: Eukaryota; Apicomplexa; Aconoidasida; Piroplasmida; Theileriidae
Product: T-complex protein 1 delta subunit
Exons: 8
Coding region: 1-1596 (531 amino acids)
Biological process (GO): protein folding
Cellular component (GO): chaperonin-containing T-complex
Molecular function (GO): ATP-dependent protein folding chaperone; ATP hydrolysis activity; ATP binding
Source: RefSeq, a predicted model, not a curated record